AUGGCUGCGACGUACUUUGAGGUGCCCUUUGACUCCAACAUGAACCGAACAAAGAACCGUCCCCUCGUCAGAGGACAGAUCAGCCCACUGCAUGCUGUGUCAUUUGCCGUGGCCUGUGGCAUUCCUGGAGUUGCUCUGCUGACGCUGGCGGUAAACCCGCUCACAGGCUUCCUGGGCGCCCUCAACAUCUUUCUCUACACCUGCUGCUACACUCCGCUCAAGAGGCUCAGCAUCGUCAACACCUGGGUGGGCGCGGUGGUGGGAGCCAUACCUCCUGUGAUGGGCUGGAGCGCUGCUACAGGGACUCUGGGGCCAGGUGCUUUGCUGCUGGGUAGUUUCCUCUACUGCUGGCAGUUCCCGCACUUCAACGCGCUCAGCUGGAACUUAAGGGAAGACUACUCCCGCGGCGGCUACCGCAUGAUGUCCGUCACCCACCCGGCCAUGUGCAAACGGGUGGCGCUGCGCCACAGCCUGGGCCUGAUCGGGCUGUCCACCCUGGCGCCCGUGCUGGACGUCACCACCUGGACCUUCCCCGUCAUCUCCCUGCCCAUCAACCUGUACAUCAGCUACCUAGCCGCCCGCUUCUACCGCAAAGGGGACCGCGACAGCGCCCGCAAGCUGUUCUUCUGCAGCCUGUGGCACCUGCCCAUGCUGCUGCUGCUGGCGCUCACCUGCAAGAAAUACAGCCAGGGUCCGGAGGAGACGGCGCCUUUAACCCUCACACCGCCAGUGAAAUAACUGGGAUCCUCCUUUGAGCCUGAGUGCUCCUUCAGUUUCCUGACUCUGCUUUACAGAAAACACACCAGAUUUCAAUCUUUUAAAUGUGUGUGCUGUAAAUAUAUUUAUUUUUAAAGGGUCCCUCACCAGUUAUCUGUCUUUUAUCUGACUGAUCAGUUACGUUGUACUGUUUACUCCACUCUCACCGAAAGCCUCAGCCUUGGCAGCUUAUGUCGUCGGACGCCAUGCUGUCGUAAAGUUUCUAGGAUGUGGUAAAGCAGGACUGAGGAAAUGACAACGUGUUACUUGAUGGUGAUUAAAUCUCAUUUUGCUUUGAAACAAAAAUGUAUAUGUGGUUUAAAUUCAUAAACCUGCUUUAAGGGAUCAUUUAUCCCCUGUGGGAGAGGAAAUAAACUCAUAAUGAUUGUAACUGUUUUCUGUCAUGUUUCCAUCAUGCAUGCACGUCUGUAAAAAUCACGCUCAAAGCGGCUCGUUAGUUAACGGUUUGCUGU
This is a messenger RNA of Cyprinodon variegatus (sheepshead minnow), 1229 nucleotides long. RefSeq names its product protoheme IX farnesyltransferase, mitochondrial (gene cox10). Gene Ontology annotation, molecular function: protoheme IX farnesyltransferase activity. The record is from RefSeq and is a predicted model, not a curated record. Gene Ontology annotation, biological process: heme biosynthetic process. Lineage: Eukaryota; Metazoa; Chordata; Actinopteri; Cyprinodontiformes; Cyprinodontidae. Gene Ontology annotation, cellular component: mitochondrion; membrane. Bases 1 to 738 code for a protein of 245 amino acids. The transcript has 4 exons.